CUUCGUCCUCCCUCUCCUCGGCGUUUCCCAGCCUCUCCGCGGCCAUCACUCUCUGGUUUCUUCGAGCUGUUCAGCAACUCUGGUUUCUUCGAGCUCCUUUGCUGGAUCGAAACCCUAGCUCGCUCUUCAGACACAUCUACGCAUGAUCCUCCGAUAUAUCCCUUCCCUUUUCGAUCCCCAGACGGCUCUUCUCCCCCUCAACCGCCUCUCGCCUCUUCGACGGAACCCUCGGGUCCGAGAGGCGCUCCUUCAGACUCGGCGACGGAGGCGGCGGCGGUCCAAGCUCAGCGUCCGCUCCGCGCUCGAUGACCUCGUUCGCAACCUCGUCUCCGCCUUCCCCUCCCCGGCCUCCCUUGACCUCCUCCUCACUCCUGCGAUCGGCUUGGCCGCCGGUGCUGCUCUGUACCUCUCUUCACUGCAGAAGGGAACAACUGAUGUCGAUACCGUGGUCGGAGAGUGGGUCAUCUUCACGAGCCCGACGCCGUUCAAUAGGAGCGUCCUCCUCCGGUGCCCCUCAGUAUCGUUCGAGGAUGGCGGCGAGCUCUUGGGUGAUGGUGUUAACGAGAAGCUCCUCACGGAGGAGCGCCACUACAUGAAUCUGGACCGUGGGAGGAUGACUGUUGCGAGAAAGAAGGGGGAAGAGGGACCAGAGAAGAAGAUGCAGUACCAGAGGGUCUGUGUGGCGACCGACGAUGGAGGAGUGAUCUCACUGGAUUGGCCAGUAAAUUUGGAGUUAGGGAUGGAGCAUGGACUGGACACGACAGUGCUAAUUAUACCAGGGACAACUGAAGGGAGUAUGGAUAGAAACGUGAGAGCUUUUGUGUUUGAUGUCCUCCAACAUGGCUGCUUUCCAAUUGUUAUGAAUCCAAGGGGCUGUGCCAGUUCGCCAGUGACAACACCAAGGUUAUUUACAGCUGCUGACAGUGAUGAUGUCUCCACAGCUGUCCGAUUUGUCAGCAUGGCAAGACCCUGGACAACAGUGAUGAGUGUCGGCUGGGGUUAUGGUGCAAAUAUGCUUACAAAAUAUCUUUCUGAAGUAGGAGAGUCAACUGUCCUAACAGCUGCUGUUUGCAUAGAUAACCCAUUUGACUUAACUGAAGUUACAAGGUCAUUCCCUCAUCAUGUUUCUUUGGACCAAAAGAUUAGAAGUGGAUUAAUAGAUAUUCUACGAGCUAACAAGGAACUCUUUCAAGGCAAAGCUAAAGGUUUUGAUGUUGGAAGAGCUUUAUCAGCAAAAUCUGUUCGUGAAUUUGAUGGAGCUAUAUCAAUGGUUUCUCAUGGGUAUCAUACAAUUGAGGACUUCUAUUCAAAGAUCAGCACAAGGAAGUUAAUUGGCAAUCUUAAGAUCCCUGUGCUUUUUGUACAGAGUGAUGAUGGGACCGUACCAACUUUCUCUAUUCCACGUGGUUCGAUAGCAGAAAAUCCAUUUACAAGCCUGCUUCUUUCUUAUUACUUGCCAUCAACUGGUAUCACAACAAAGAAUUCUGCUAUUCUUUGGUGCCAACGUCUUGCUAUUGAGUGGAUAUCAGCAGUGGAAUUUGCACUUUUGAAAGGCCGUCAUCCUCUUUUAAAAGAUGUUGAUGUCGCCAUCAAUCCUUCAAAAGGUUUGGCAUUUAUUGAUGACAGAACACCAGAGAAGAGUAUCUCAAGUGGUGUGAAAGGGAGUCAUAAUUCCUCUGGAAUGUAUAUAAGCCAUAAGAGUGCAGAUAGGCAAACUUAUGGGAAGCUUUCCCAACCAAGUCCUGUAAAUGGAUUUCUCAAUGAUUCUGUUGAUAUUGCACUUAAACAAAAUUAUGCUGCAGUUCAAGGUGAAGCUGAUGAUAACUUGGAUGCAAGAAGCAAGUUACAGCAAAUAAAGAGCGCAGAUAAUGAGGGAACAAAAAAUAGCAGAAGUAUUAUGGAUUUCAAGAAUGAAAGUGCAGCUAAUGCCAUAAAUGAAGGAGAUGAUGAUGGAAACAAGGUUUUACAGACUGCAGCAGUUGUCAUGAAUAUGCUUGAUAUUACUAUGCCCAGCGCGCUUGAUGAUGAACAAAAGAAGAAGGUUCUUUCCGCUGUUGGACGAGGAGAAAAUCUCUUGAGAGCUCUUCAAGGAGCUGUGCCAGAAGAUGUACGUGGAAAGCUGACAAGUGCUGUAACUGAAAUUUUGCAAACUCAGGGUACAAAAUUGAAUCUUGAAGGGCUCAAUAGAAUUGAUUGGAUACCUAAUGUUACAUCAAAAGUGAAGUCAAGGAUCCAGGAUUCAAUACAAGAAAUUUCGAUAGUUAAUAGAGGAGAUAAUGAGAGCAAUUCAGGUGUUGACCAUGAGGAGAAAGUGCAAAGUGAUACAGCAGAGUUCAAUUCAGCCAGAAACCGUAUGCCAGAAAGCAUUAAAACCUCAGAACAGAGAACCUCUCAAUCUCCCGGAAUGCUUGAAGCUGGAUAUGAACCAAGCCAAGAUAUUAAUUUGGAAAGGUCAGGUUAUAUGGUAGAUGAAACUGCUGCUGAGCAGCAGAAGAUUAGUCAAAACCAAGGAAUAUCUGAUAGGCACAAUGAAGAUGAUAAAGAUCUGAAUAAUCCAUGUCAAGUCCAUAAUGGUGAAGGGAAAAAAUCAUCUCACACCGAGGAGCAACUUGUCUCAAUUUCGGUAUCUAAUACUGAAGAAGAGUCACUUUCAUCAGGCAUGUCAGCAUCAGAUCACCAGAUUAUGCCACAAGAAUCCAAUGAACUACAGAAGAAUGAAGACAAAAGUCCUCAAGAUUUGCGUCAAAAUUUACAUAAUUCUACAAAACUGAAUGAAAAUUCUCCACAACAUUCUUCUUCUGAGACCCCUUCUAUCAGUGUUACUCAAGCAUUAGAUGCCUUGACUGGAUUUGAUGACUCUACCCAGUUGGCAGUUAACAGUGUCUUUGGAGUGUUAGAGAAUAUGAUUGAUCAAUUAGAGAAGAAUAGCAACGAAGGAGAUGAUGAUGAAAUGAAGAGAAGUAAGGAUGAGGAGUCUCAAACUCUAUCACCUGGCUUGCCCACCGUCAACAAAGACAAUUACGGGAGGGUAGAGCACAGAAACAAUAAAUCAAGUGAAGGGUCAGAUGUAAGUCUGUCAUCUAAGCAUCUUGAUAGCCAUAUAAAUCAGAAAGAUACUCAGUCUAAGGAGGUUGUGGAAAAUAAAUUGGGAGAAAAUUUGGUUGCUGAUAUCCUCAAAUCAUCUGCAGAAGAUAGUAUUGGAAAAUCUGAAGUAAGUACUUUAGGAUUUAAUUCCUUAAAGAAUAACAGUGUUGGAAAAUUUGGUCCUGUACAAAAUUGUCCGUCACAUAUAGCUAUUAAACCUUACUAUUGGGGCUCACCAUUUGAAGCAUACCUGCAGAAAUAUCUUUAUUCUAAGUUCCCAAGACUAAAACCAUCUGAUUUAGAUUCAACUACUGAUUUAUUCCUUGACCCAGAAAAAGGUCAGUGGAAAAUGCUAGACCAAGCAGGAACUUUCCAUAAUAACCUGGGUGAAGGCUUGGAAAACCAAAAUAUCAGUGGGUACAAUGAAAGCCAGCAUAACUCAGUAAAACACAGUGAUACAGGCAACUCUAUUGAGACAUCAUAUGUAAUUUUGAAUUCAGAAUUUCCAGAAUUUGAACAACAAUUAACUGGAAUAUGUGAUAUGAAAGGUGGUUAUAAUGCAAAGGAAGAGGCGGCAUUCUGCUUAGUUAGGGACAGUUUACUUGAUGCUCUGAAAGUUGAAGUUGGUCGUAGAUUGAGCACUUCUAAUUUGAAGGAAAUGGAAAGGGUUCUUGUAGAUGACAUGAAACAAGUUGCUGAUGCAAUAAUCCAAGCAGUUGUUCUGGACAAUCAUUUAAAUUUGAGACUGCUUACAGAGGUUAAUCACCUAACAUUGGUAAAAUUUGGUACAAUAGAAGGAGAACGCACAGUCAAAAUAAUAUCUUCUGCAGUUGAGGAAACCAGCCAGUUGAAGAAGAUCCUUCCAGUUGGUGUAAUUGUUGGUUCACUCUUGGCAUCUUUGAGAAAGCACUUCAAAAUUGCUGCCUCACGUGAUGGUGACCAGAUCAAAGAUAUUGAGCAAGCUGGGAAUGUUCAGGAGACACUUUCAGUUAAAGAUGUUAACACCAAGAAUGAACUUCAUGAUGACGAGAAAGUUCAUGCUCACGAUGACUCAGUUAGUGGGAACCAAAAUCUUGCCAAAGUUAGUUACAAUGAUGAUGGAGUCAUGAUUGGAGCUGUUACAGCUGCCUUGGGUGCAACCGCUUUAUUAGCACACCAUCAGCAGAGGGACACCUACAGUAAUGGUCAAGCAAUGGAAGUUCCUUCGAGGGAAACUAUCGAGAAGGGCUCUCAAAAUGAGGAGCAUGAUAGGCCUGAGGUGGCAACACAUGAGAAGAUCCCAACUAAUAUAAUGUGCAACCUAGCCGAGAAGGCAAUGUCUAUUGCUGGACCUGUAGUACCUAUGAAGGAUGAUGGGGAAGUGGAUCAGGAAAGGCUGGUCACUGUUCUAGCAGAACUAGGACAAAAGGGUGGACUGUUGAGAUUAGUUGGUAAAAUUGCUUUGCUGUGGGGUGGUAUACGUGGUGCUAUGAGCUUGACCGACAGGCUUAUCUCAUUUUUGCGUAUUUCCGAGCGCCCCUUGUUGCAGAGGGUUAUCUGGUUUGGCUGCAUGACUCUUGUAUUAUGGUCUCCAGUGGUGGUCCCCCUGCUUCCGAUGCUUGUGCAGAGUUGGACAACGAGGACAUCAAAUAAAUUUGCUGAAUAUGCUUGUGUUUUAGGUCUCUAUGCUUCUAGUAUGAUCCUUGUUGUACUUUGGGGUAAAAGAAUACGAGGAUAUGACAAUCCCCUUGAACAAUAUGGACUGGAUUUCACAGCACCCAGGGCCCUUGGUUUUAUGAAAGGUUUGGUUGGAGGAAUGGCAAUUGUGAUGUCUGUACAUUCCAUAAAUGGGUUACUUGGAUAUGCAAGCCUCGCUUGCCCUUCAUUUUCCCCUUUGUUUCGGGCUGAUCCUGUAUUGUUGCUGAAAUCAUUUGUCAACAUGCUACUUAAAGGUGUUCGAGGGAUUAUAACAGCAGCUGGUAUUGCUCUUGCUGAGGAAUUGUUAUUUAGGUCAUGGCUUCUGGAAGAAGUCGCUGUUGAUCUUGGGUACUACCGUGCUAUUGUGAUAUCAGGCAUUGCUUUUUCUCUAAUUCAUGGGUCCCUCCCUUCAGUACCAGGUUUCUUGCUAUUAUCUUUGGCACUUUUUGGAAUUAAGCAAAGAUCUCAGGAUAAAAUCUAUGUCCCAAUUGGAAUACGCUCUGGGAUAAUGUUUACCAAUUUUACUUUGCAAACUGGUGGCUUAAUCAGAUACAAACUUGGAACUCCUCCUUGGUUAAUUAGUACUCAUCCUCUGCAUCCAUUUGAUGGUGUUGUUGGCCUUGGUGUAUGUGUUCUCUUGACUAUUCUCUUCUUUCCAAAGCAACCUCAGCAAAAGAUAUGUUCAAAGGAUAAUCAACAACAGAAUGGAUGAACAUGGUAACCAUAUUAAGGGGAUUUGUUGGCUACUAAUUGCAUAAAUAGAAAAGCUUGGAAGAGUAACCUGUGCAUAAACACCUUGUUACUUUGUAGAAAUGGAACAAAGGUUGGUGGAAAUGCUGAAAUCUUCUCUGAAGUUGUCACGGCAACAAAAGAAGUCUUAUGGUGUGUGGGCUGCUUGUGUAUUCACUGGAAAUGGGGCAUCAAAGUGAUUGAUAUUCUUGCUUUUGUUCUUGACAAAUAAGGCUCCCAUGUGAUAUGUUUAUGCCAGCAUAAUCAGCAGUCAAAUUUUGUGGGAAGCAGUUUCGAAAGACGAGUUACAGAUUGUAGAUGUCAAUUAUAACAUAAAUAUAUGAGAAGGUAGUGUAGAUUGCGGCACUGCCUCAAUUGCAUUUACGUUGUUACUCUCAGUAUCUAAUAACUGCCUGAUUGCACAGUUCUCUUUUGAACAGUGUCUCUGAUAGAGAAGGAUACAAGUGUUUGGUUCUACUUUAGCCUCAAAUUAGUUGUACUUGUAAGGUUGUGAAGUGCAUGUUCAAAGUGUGAAUCUAAAGAUGGACAAAGCUAUUCUAGUAUUAGCAUCCAAAAUUGUUUUUGUUGGUUGCUAAGAUACAGGGACAUGUAUUUGACUGAAGUGUAGAAAGUCAUUGUAUUGGCCAUGUGGAUAGGGUUCAGCAACAGUUGUCUAAUGAGCAUAGAAUUGUUUACAAUUAUCUCAUGGAUGUUGUGGUGCUCAUUGCAUUCAUAGUGGUAGGCUGAAGUUACAGAGCAUGCAGAGAUUUUAUGAGGGACGGAAGGUAGCAGUUUUGCUAUAUGAUUGAGGCUUCUGCUUUGGCUAUUGGUAUACUGUGAGAGUUGAUAAGAUGUUCUUUGAGGUUGAUGUAGUCGUGACUCGUCAAUCUAGGGUACAACUGGUAGGUUCUCAAAGACUAGAUGGCAAUGAAGGGGUACCUUAAUGAAUUUUCUCAUUGUUUUUCACCUAGUGAGGAUACAAGUAAUCAUCAAGUAAUCUAAUCUAAAGUUCUAAACAUGCAUUUUCAGACAUCUAGUUAGCUUCUCUACUAACAGCUAGCAAAAACUCAGACAGAUCAAUUUAUAUGUUAUUACAACCAAGUGAGUGUGCCGUUAAGCCACAGUUAUUACAGACUGAAGAAUGAGAAUAAAGCAGCCAUGACAAAGUCAAUGAUCACUUUGUGGAAGCACAUGCUGUCCUCCAUUAAUCUCACGAAGUGUGGGCUUCUAAUGCUGUUCAAGUCAGCUGCAGUGAAAAAUGAGUCGAUGCCUUUUACAAUGAAAUAGAUUGGUCAGACCAGAAUCACCUGAUGGUGAAGCAUGAAGAACCUUGAGCAAGCCUAAGUGUAUGACAAAGAGGUGGCAUUCCUUGAGCCGGAUCACGGGCGCCACCCACUCAACAGGUGGCAGCAAGUCUCAAGGAGCUAUCAGGAUGAGCAUGCUUGGCGAUCGGCGUCAUCCCAUAGGGACAGACCCAACUGGGUUCCAUCCCGGAUGGCUCAUGAGCCCCAAGCACACUGAGCAUCUGCAGUUUUGCAUUCUCGUCAAGAAGUCUAGUGGGCACAGAGGGAGCCAUCGCCGGCACAUUGGAUUCGGAGAUGGCGCUCUUCGAGCACCUUCUGUGGAUGCUGGAGUAUGCCAAUUCUCGGUUCAUUGGACAAGUUGGGUUGAGUCCAUCUUUUAGUGCUGACACAUGAGGAGGAUCAAUGUGGAACUAUCAGACAUAAAUGCAACAUAGCCAUGUUAUCCUUCUUAACGUGGUCCAAAAAUCAAUACAACGUGAUGAUUAACCUGUUCUAAUUAUCUUGAAGAGCGUGGUUGUGUGUGCCCAUGUUUAAUAAUGUUGUAUUACAAUUCUGUAUACUUUUACAAUUCUGUAUACAAUUCUCGUACCUUUUACUGUGA
Messenger RNA from Musa acuminata subsp. malaccensis (wild Malaysian banana), 7395 nucleotides. Lineage: Eukaryota; Viridiplantae; Streptophyta; Magnoliopsida; Zingiberales; Musaceae. The record is from RefSeq and is a predicted model, not a curated record.